CCGAGGGAGGGGUGCACCACUUUCUGUUUAGCAGUCAAGAAAACAAGCUAACUGUCUGUCUUUUGGCUUUCUGUGAAGGGGGUCAAAGAUCUUCCGGCGGACACCAUGGAUAACUUUCAGACUGUCCUGCGCUUCUUCAUGAACCAGAAAGCCACCAUCGGCUACAGCUUCAUGGCUCUGCUGACCAUCGGAGGGGAGCGGGUCUUCUCCAUGGUCUCCUUCCAGUGCCCUUGUAACCACGACCAGAACUUUGCAUAUGGCCUGACGUUCCUGCUGGGUCCUGCCGCGGUGCUGCUGGUCCUGGGGCUGUUCUUCAGCACCCGGCUGUGGAGGCUUUACACCGGCUGCUGCCUCAACCCCCUCAAGCUCUGCCCCCGCGGAAACUGCUUCAGCUGUGUCCGGGUGUUCCUGAGCAUCUUCAGCGGGGCCUGCGUGGCCCCCAUCAUGUGGCUGUGCGUGGCCCUCCUCAACGGGACCUUCUACGAGUGUGCCGUCAGUGGGCUGGACGAUAACCUGGUGGUGGAUCUGUUCUGCAAGAACAAGACCCUGAAGUGUCGGGAGGAGCUGGCCCGGGUGCCCUGUGACCGCUCCAGGCUGACUGGGGACGAACGAAUGGAGCUGCUGCUGAUGUUCAGGGCGCAGUCUCAGAUCUUGGGCUGGUGUAUCAUCAUCCUGGCAGCCGUCAUUGGCCUCCUGGGAACCUGCUACAAGAACUGCCGCUCCAAAGUCAGCUACCUGCAGCUCACCUUCUGGAAACGUUACAUGGAGAAGGAGAAAGAGCGCUUCGACGCAUUCGCCUUGGACUACGCCACCAAGCUGGCAGAGAGGAACCUGAACAGCUUCUUUGAGAACAAGGACCCUGAACCGUUCCCCUUCCCCAACCACAAGGCCUGGGAGGAGAUCUCAGCGUACUACACCUUCAGCAGAAGCGAACAGUUCUACAGCACCCUGCAGCGCUAUGUGGAGAGGGUCGACAGGGACUACACGCCGGAGAAGAGACCCGUCCUGGACCUGGAGCACGGCAUGGAAAUGCAUUAGACCACAGAUCCUGACCAGAUCACUCACUGCUUCUAUCGUGAAGUUUGAUGCAUGUAGUUUGACUUAGCCACAAACAGGAGAACAGGAGAACAUAAACCAGAAGCAGAACCACAAUUUUCCACACUGCAUGAAGAACUGAUCAGACUGGACUUCAUUACCUGCCUCAUGUCAUCAUGUUGAGUCAAGGCUGUUAAAAGACGUGAAGACGUCUGAUGGAGUUGAUUUGAAUGACUCUCGUAUAAUUAGAAGCAUUAUCACCAAGCUGAAUAUACAGUCAAUCAAUGACUGUGUGUUGAUCAGUUUAAUGAUUUCAACUUCAUAGCGACAAAAACAAGAAUUACCUGGGAGUGCUUUGAGAGACUAAAAAAUAUAUAAAUAUAGGUCACUUCAGCAAGUAGAGGAGACAGUAGAAACGAAGAACAGGAAGAAAACUGGAGAACCAGGCCAGAGGAGACUUCCUGUAGAACCAGACCCAGAGGAGAAUUCCUGUAGGACCAGACCCAGAGGAGACUUCCUGUAGAACCAGACCCAGAGGAGAA
Salarias fasciatus (jewelled blenny) is the source of this 1577-nucleotide messenger RNA. Its product is annotated as calcium homeostasis modulator protein 5. The record is from RefSeq and is a predicted model, not a curated record. The coding region runs from base 106 to 1038 and encodes 310 amino acids. NCBI's taxonomy places the organism in Eukaryota, Metazoa, Chordata, Actinopteri, Blenniiformes, Blenniidae. The transcript is spliced from 2 exons. Gene Ontology annotation, molecular function: monoatomic cation channel activity. Gene Ontology annotation, cellular component: plasma membrane.